Molecule: messenger RNA, 1050 nt
Organism: Aspergillus aculeatus ATCC 16872
Lineage: Eukaryota; Fungi; Ascomycota; Eurotiomycetes; Eurotiales; Aspergillaceae
Exons: 4
Coding region: 1-1050 (349 amino acids)
Source: RefSeq, a predicted model, not a curated record
AUGUCGCAUAACAUUCUGAUUACCGGGGCCUCGGGCUACCUUGGCGGGACGAUCCUCGCCCGCUGGAACAACGCCAAGCUCCCGCCAUACAACACGCUCUACGCCCUUGUCAAAACACCUGAGCAAGGCGAGAAAGUCAAACAAUACGGGGCCAAACCCUUGAUAGCGAACAUCAACGAUCAUGAGACCGUUACCCAACUUAUUAUCGACAAGAAGAUCACUAUCAUUUACUUCCUGAUCGAUGCCUUCACCGGAAAGCACCAGCCCACACUUAUCAAAGCCCUCGGACGCGUCAAACAAGAGACGAACCUCGAGGUGCAUUUUCUGCAAACCACCGGUGCCAAGCUAUUCAGCCGUCAUGCCGGAAUCCCGAACGACCGACCGUUACUGGACACCGAUCCCGAGCUGUAUGACAUUGUCAAAAAUGCGACGCCGCCGCAUGAGUUCGUCAUUGAGCCAGCAAAUGCCAAUCUCAAUGUGAUCGACAUAUCAGAAGCCCAUGGAGUGCGAAGCUACAUCUUCGCGCCUUGUCUGGUAUACGGACGAGGAGAAGGGUUCGGUAAUCAGAUCUCGAUCCAAGACGUCGACAUUGUGCGAGCUGCGAAGAAGUUGCGUCGCGUGUACCGUGUGGACACUGAUAACCCGAGCUGGCCAGUAAGCCACGUCGCUGAUACAGCGGACCUGUAUCUCCAAAUUCUGCGCAAGAUUCUCUCGGGUGACGCGAUCGGUUAUGGGAAAAAAGGGUUCUUUCUUGCAGCCUCAGGCAGUCUGCCGUGGAACGAUGUCUAUGCGGCCAUGGCCAAGGGACUGGCUAAGCACAAUGUUGUGGACGACGAGGUCGUCAUGGAUGCUGAUGAGUUUGUGUUAGCUCGAAUGGGUGAGGCGCUUGGCGUGCCACCGUCGGCUGUUCCGGUGGUCCUGGGUGGGAAGUGUUCGUUCACUGCUGUCCACGGCAACCAGAUCGGCUGGACCGCUAAGUACCCACCGGAGCAUUUCUUCGAGGUUGUGGAUGAAGAAGUCGAUCUUAUUGUACAGCACCUGGUUGAUUAG